UCUACGUGUCUGCAUUAAAAUCACUUAUCGUUGAACAAUUCGGAAUUUUACGCUAACAGUGUUGUUUGGCAUGUUGCAGAGAUUCUAACAGUAAAUUAGUAUUUAAUAGUUCUUGUUGGUUAAUUGCCUUUUCUUCUCUUCUAUGUGACUAUGUCAUUGAUAAAGAACAUGUCUUUUUUGCUGUGUACAUAUUUGCAUUGAAGUCAGUGGAUGGCACGAGGCACGAGUGUGGCAUGAGCAUGAACCACGCAAUGGACACAUUUAGGAAGUUUUCUAGGACGAUGUCGUCCAUUUGUUGUAGUUUAACUUCUCUUCAAAUGUGUUUGAAAUCUUAUUAUUGAUGAGUAAAUUUUAACAACCUUACAAUUUGGAGACGAAGUUAAAAAAUGUUCGCCAAAAUUCUGAAACGCAUCCCAAAACCUCAGCGUUUGAUGGUGUUUUUUAUUCCUUUCGCGUUUUUGUGGAUUCUUUACUUGGCAAAAAUUCAAUUGGACCUGCAUCGUCUACAUUUGGACAAAGGUUAUUUGAGAGAGAGGAUUGUAGAAUUGUCUAAAGAGUAUGUGAAAGCUGUUGCAAAAGACCGGAGCGAGAAAUCGACACCUGGCCUUCUCAAGGAUAAGGUGUCGGAUUUAAAGCAAACGACAGCACUUUUGUUGGAAAACAUGCUUAAUCGUCUGCAGAUGUUGGAAAAACAAGUUGAAAAUGUAGUUGCUCAAAGUGCAAUUGAUAUUUCUGCACUGUCUCAGAAAGUGAAUGCCCUUAACCAGUCACUAAGAAGUUUUGCUAGCAACUUUACAAACAGCCACAGUUUUAUGCAAUGUUUUGUUCCUGAUGACCCAGAGUAUCCAGAUUGUGCUUCAAAAGUUGAGUGGAUGGAAGAACAUUGGGAAAGUCAUCCGAAGUAUGCGGCCCAUGAUGUGAAUGGCUCUUUGUGCUCGAUUCUUAAAUAUCUCAGUGAGGUUGAGGAUUUCUGUCCCAAGAAUAGCUACCAAAAUACAUGGUCAAGUCUUGAUAAUGGCUGCACAAUUCCAAAGAAAACUUCAUCCUAUCCUAGUUGUGCAGAGAAAGUGCAGUGGAUGAGGGAACACUGGAAGAGUGAUCCUUGUUAUGAAACGGAUUUUGGAGUAAACGGGACUCUGUGUUCAUUUCUGAUUUAUCUUAGUGAGGUUGAGUCGUGGUGCCCUCGUUUACCUGGAGUGAAACAUAUUUCUCCUCAAAAUUCGGUUGAAAAAAAUAUUUCCAAAGUUGAUUUGAGAGGAACCAGUCUCGAGCACUUGAUUGGCAAAUUGACCAACGUUAUUUCUGAAUCACGAUUGAAUUGGAUACGGAGUCGUGUUGUGCGCAUGUAUAGUUACUGGGAGAAAGGAAGGAGAGAGUUGAAGAAGAGAGUUAACAUUGUUGAUAAACCAAGAAUGAAGAUUCUCAUUCAUAUUGGAGUUCUUGCUGAAGAGACGCGUUUACAUUUCGCUCAGACAGCUGAUAAAGGUGGUCCAUUGGGUGAGUUGGUUCAAUGGGGCGAUAUCAUUGCAUCCUUGUACACCCUGGGACAUGAUAUUUACGUCACAGUUGAACAUUCUGAAAUGCUAAGUCUCUUGGUUGGCAGUGAUGGUGAAAUGAAGCGAUCGUGUCCACCUAAGGAUGGACGACGUAAAUUUGAUUUGUUUUUCACUGAUUAUUACGGUCUCUCGCGUCUUCACAAGAAAGCAAAUCAAUUACUUGAUCAGCUCAGGUGUACAUUACGUAUUGUCGAUUCGUUUGGAACGGAAGCACAAUUCAAUUAUAAUGGAGAGUCUCCCGAGCUCGGUAGUCCUGCCGCUCGUGGAUUGAAUUUGUAUGGAAAGAACAACUUGAAUUUAAAGCAAUAUAUGACUAUGUUUCCUCAUAGUCCCGACAACACGUUUCUUGGAUUUAUCGUUGACAGUAAGGAUAAUGUUCCAGAAUCUGUGAGCAAGACGAAAAUCUCGCUCACUUACGGAAAGCAUUAUUCUAUGUGGAAGGAUCUAAAGAACCGUGAAUUCUUGGACAUUAUUCACGAGAAGUUCGAAAUCCAUGCCACCACUGGAGGUCUGCCUUUAGGGCAAGUUAAAAAUUAUUUGCCGGAGUAUGUUGUCAACCAUGGUGUGGUUGGUUCCGCGAUAUUGCUUAAACUUCUGAAAGAAUCUACUAUUUUUAUUGGUCUGGGAUUUCCAUACGAAGGUCCAGCACCACUGGAAGCCAUUGCUCAGGGAUGUUUUUUCAUCAAUCCUAAAUUUAAGACAGCCAGGAACCGCGAAAAUACUCCAUUCUUUAAAGGAAAGCCUACUUUCAGAGCGUUGACGUCACAGCAUCCUUAUGCUGAAGAGUUCAUCGGAGAACCUCGAGUGUUGACCGUUGAUAUCGAGGAUCGCGAAGCGGUUACGGAGGCUUUAGAGAAGAUUAUAAACAGCCAGCCGUCUCCAUAUUUACCGUUUGAGUUUACGCAUGAGGGAAUGCUUGAGCGAGUGAACGCUUUGAUUCAUAACCAGGACUUCUGUAAUAAAGAGCCUGCAACAAUAUGGCCACCGCUAACGUCAAGAAUAGUGAUUACGGCUCUUAUUGGUCAAUCAUGCAAGGAUGCAUGUUUCAAAAAAGGCCUGGUGUGUGAACCUGCCUACUUUGAAAGUAUUAACAAAGAAGAAUUUUUUUUAAGGGCGUCAUUUCCCUGCAGCAUGGAACAACGAAAGAGGCGGAAUUCCCUCGUUGCUCCUGCUUAUGUUGGUAGCGAAAAUAUUUGUGUUUUACAAGCUGAGCCUUUGCUAUACAGCUGCACAACGCGGAGCGAAUAUGUGAAACGAAUAUGUCCUUGUCGAGAGUACAGAAAAGGUCAAGUUGCUUUGUGCAAAACUUGCUACUGAAAAUGGAAUUCCAACGUUAUUUGGAAACAUAAACGCUUCGACAAGACUUGCUCACGACUGCGCACAGGUCUUUAAAUACACCCACCACCUUUUAAAGAAACGAGGAUAGGAUCAUGUAAUUCCUGUAAUAAAAAUUAGUGCCCUAAAUAAAGUUUUAAUUAGAGCCAUAAAACUUUAUGUUGGGCAUUAAUUUUUGUUACACGAAUUCGAUUUCCGCUCGGCAAGUCUCUCGCUACUAUUUUAAAGUAAAAUGUAAUGUUCCACAUCCGUACCUGCACUUUUUGGAUGGUUGCUGACGGCUGAUUCGAAUCAUAAUUUAUCCAGGAAAUUUAGGUUUUAUUAAUAUUAAGCGAGAUAACAAUGUUAUUCGCUUUUAUAAAGCAAUUUCAAGCCACGUGUAACGAUGAUAGGAGUUACGUUACUAUCGUUUGUUUGUCGUAAAUAUGUAGUGUAUGCAUCGUACUUAAUAAAGAAAAUGACAUCUUUA
Xenia sp. Carnegie-2017 is the source of this 3360-nucleotide messenger RNA. Its product is annotated as alpha-1,6-mannosylglycoprotein 6-beta-N-acetylglucosaminyltransferase A-like. The coding region runs from base 387 to 2873 and encodes 828 amino acids. Gene Ontology annotation, cellular component: Golgi apparatus. Gene Ontology annotation, molecular function: alpha-1,6-mannosylglycoprotein 6-beta-N-acetylglucosaminyltransferase activity. Gene Ontology annotation, biological process: protein N-linked glycosylation. The transcript has 20 exons. The record is from RefSeq and is a predicted model, not a curated record. NCBI's taxonomy places the organism in Eukaryota, Metazoa, Cnidaria, Anthozoa, Malacalcyonacea, Xeniidae.